UAAAGCUGUUAAGAUCCAAUCAGAGAUCUCACAUGUAUCGUAGUAAUAUUCACUGGGCGCCAACUGAGACAACCUCGAGGGCGGCGCCUAGACGUCACGUGACCGACAGACGCGACAGCUGCUGUCAAGUCUGUCGUAGACCCGACAGCGUCUGUCAGAUCUGUCACGUGUCCUAUAUAGGAACUCGAGUAUGAACCUUCAUACUCGUGUUCAACCUGUUUAUCAAUCUAUCGUUUGGAUUACACUCAGGCUAUAUUGUUGACUCGUUAUAUCCUCCUCCGAUACUAUCGUCUCGACAAACCCCUUCCUUCCCCAGUU
Messenger RNA from Paraphaeosphaeria sporulosa, 318 nucleotides. RefSeq lists its product as uncharacterized. NCBI's taxonomy places the organism in Eukaryota, Fungi, Ascomycota, Dothideomycetes, Pleosporales, Didymosphaeriaceae. The transcript has a single exon. The record is from RefSeq and is a predicted model, not a curated record. The coding region runs from base 33 to 194 and encodes 53 amino acids.